Molecule: messenger RNA, 168 nt
Organism: Plasmopara halstedii
Lineage: Eukaryota; Oomycota; Peronosporomycetes; Peronosporales; Peronosporaceae
Exons: 2
Coding region: 1-168 (55 amino acids)
Source: RefSeq, a predicted model, not a curated record
AUGGAGAUGGCCUCGUACCAAGAAAAUCUCGGGACACUAGAGAUCCCCGAGGACGAUCUGCUUACAGCUGACCUUACUGCUAAUCGGCAUGUUGCCCUGUUGUGGCCGAGCACCCCACAGAUGGUGCACUUGUAUGGCUUCCUCGCCUUUCCGCCAACCUCACCAUGA